AUGGAAAAGAAAAUGGCAAUUAGUAUGCUAAUGGUGAGUGAAAUGCGUAAUACUACAGAGAGCUUAAGUUCCAGUGAAACGGAUUGGAACAGUAGUAUUUCUAUUAGCAAUACAUCUUCAAGUAGUGAAGAAAAUGAUAGUUAUUUAAUGUUAUUUCCUUUAUUAAAAUAUUUAACUAAUGGACGUAAGAGACAUCGAAUUGAACAUUAUCUUUAUAUUGUGGAUAGCUGCACAGAUUUGGAAUUUAAGGAGCAUUUGCGAGUUAAGCGUACCACUGCAAAUCAAUUAAUAGAAUUACAAGAAUUUAUUCCCACGCAUUUAUUUGGAGUAAAACCAAUUGAAGCAAAACUCAGUUUUCUUAUAUUUUUGUGGCACUUAGCAAACACAGAACCUUUGCGGACAAUAUCAGAUAGAUUUGACGUUUCAAUUUCAUCUGUUUUUCGAAUAAUUCGUCGAGUUACAGCUUGGAUUUUGACAAAAUUAGAUAAUGUUAUCAAAUGGCCUCAAGAACAACAGGUUGUAUAUAUUUGUCAUGAAUUUGAAACUAAGAGAAGCAUACGAAAUAUAAUAGGAGUAAUUGAUUCCACUCAUAUUAGAAUAGAAAAACCUAAUAUCGAAAAUGUAAGAGACUAUUGUAACCGCAAAAAAUAUUUCUCUGUAAAUCUGCAAGCUGUUGUAGAUGCGAGUAUGAAAUUCACGAAUAUAUACUGUGGUCAACCUGGUUCUUUCCAUGACGCACGAGUGUUGAGAAAAUCUGCAUUAUACAAUGUAGCUAAUGAACAUGAAGAAGAAAUGUUUUCAAAUGACACGUUUAUAAUCGAAGAUAUAAACUGCAUAUCCAUCAUUGCAGUGGCUUGUUCCUCCUUUUCGUGA
Messenger RNA from Odontomachus brunneus, 873 nucleotides. Its product is annotated as protein ANTAGONIST OF LIKE HETEROCHROMATIN PROTEIN 1-like. The record is from RefSeq and is a predicted model, not a curated record. The coding region runs from base 1 to 873 and encodes 290 amino acids. The transcript is spliced from 2 exons. Lineage: Eukaryota; Metazoa; Arthropoda; Insecta; Hymenoptera; Formicidae.